AUGUUGGAUGAGCGGCCCACGAAAACGAUGCGGACGGAGUGUGGCACCAAACCCGUCAGCACCAAAGAAUUUCUACAGACAGGUGUGGCGGAAGGUCCCUUCAGCGUACUUGACAGCGCAAUGCGAAACGGGACCCGUGUCUUCAUUCAGUCACGCUUUAACAAAUCCCUCGUCGCUACGGUUGUUGCUUUCGACAAACACUUCAACCUCAUCCUCCGCGACGUGGUGGAGCUAACAAUGGUCAACAAUGAGCAGAAGGAGCGGUCUAUACGCAACAUGUUCCUGCGCGGAGGGUCGGUGGUGUUCAUUGUCAAGCUGCCGCAGAAUGCGGCGUAG
Trypanosoma rangeli is the source of this 336-nucleotide messenger RNA. RefSeq names its product small nuclear ribonucleoprotein SmD2. Bases 1 to 336 code for a protein of 111 amino acids. Gene Ontology annotation, cellular component: U2 snRNP; catalytic step 2 spliceosome; precatalytic spliceosome. Gene Ontology annotation, biological process: RNA splicing; spliceosomal snRNP assembly. The record is from RefSeq and is a predicted model, not a curated record. NCBI's taxonomy places the organism in Eukaryota, Euglenozoa, Kinetoplastea, Trypanosomatida, Trypanosomatidae. The transcript has a single exon. Gene Ontology annotation, molecular function: RNA binding.